AUGCCAAGAUCAAUUGCAAUCAUUGCCGGUGCAGGGCCAGGAACUGGUAGCGCCAUUGCCCGCCGGUUCGCCAAGGCCUACCCAGUGGUACUUCUUGCUCGAUCGCAAUCAUCCCUUGACCCUUUGAUUGCUCAAAUUACGCAAAGCGGGGGCUCUGCAAUUGGUGUGCCUACGGAUGUCAGCAACUCCGCAAGCAUGACUUCGACAAUGGACCAAGUCAAGGCCAAGUUUGGUUCUGAUGUGACAAUCGCCGCGGCCAUUUACAACGUGGCGAGCAAGUUCACGAGAAAACCCUUCCUGGAACAAAGCCAGGAAGACUUCCUCGGCAGCCUUGAGCCAUCCGUCAAGGGUGCUUUCAACUUCGCCCAAGCUACACUGCCCCUAAUGCUCAAUCCCCCAAAGGGGCAGUCUCCACCCACUCUCAUUUUCACCGGCGCAACGGCUGCAAUGAAAGGUGGCUCCGGGCUUUCUGGGUUUGCGAUGAGCAAGUUUGGAAUCCGUGCUAUGUCCCAGUCUCUCGCGCGAGAGUUCGGCCCGAAGGGUGUUCAUGUCUCACAUGCGAUCAUUGAUGGCGUCAUUAACACCGAGAAGACAAAGGGUUAUCUUGAUGAUGUCCCAGAUGGAAAAAUUGAUCCUGAAGGGAUUGCGGAAUCUUACUGGUUUCUGCACUCGCAGCCUAGGACUUCGUUGACUCACGAGAUCGAUCUCAGACCAUAUGUAGAGACCUGGUAA
Molecule: messenger RNA, 732 nt
Organism: Penicillium hordei
Lineage: Eukaryota; Fungi; Ascomycota; Eurotiomycetes; Eurotiales; Aspergillaceae
Exons: 3
Coding region: 1-732 (243 amino acids)
Source: RefSeq, a predicted model, not a curated record